GGAUUCUAUAACAACAAAAGACUCAGCCGGGAGCUGAGACGGGCCGACGCAACAGGGAGCCUUGAAGGAACUAAGACGAUUGCCGCCCUGCCACCUACCUCAGUAGCCGCCGUCCAGCUUCGUUCUGCCCCAACGUUCGCAGACGGUUUGGCGGCUGCGGUGGGCUGAUCGAGUUCCAUUCUCUCAUCCUUCCGUGGACAAGGAGCCGUCUCCCCCUUCUGCAAAGCUGUAAACAACCGGACCGGUGGCGAGGCGAGGCGUAACGCCGCAAUAAAAGUAGUUCCUCUUCCAUCCCUCGCUUUUCCCUCCAGAGCCGCGUCCUGAGAAGCCCGCUGGCGGCUUCGAGCUCGCUCGAGGAGUGUAGCGGCGGCUCAUCGCAACCACUUGUGGCGCAGGUCUCUUCGCUCUAGCUCCAGCCCCGCGACCUGCUCGCGUUUCCUCGGAGGGAGCGCCAGGCAGGUUUUUGUAGCAACUGUUUACAAACCAUGCCUCUCCUCAGCUGAUAAAAGUUUUUAUGCACUUUAAUCUUCUAUCUGCACCCUAAACUUUGAUUGGUACGCUGUGGAGUGGUACCUCAUCUUGUGGGCGCAAACAAGUGCUAGCCAGAGUCUUGUUUCGUCUUAGUAAUGUUUCAGAGGCUGAAUAAUAUGUUUGUGGGAGAACUCAGUAAUUUGCCCAGCCAAGAACCAGAGUUCAGUGAGAAAGAAGAAGAAGAGUGGAUUCUGGUAGAUUUUAUUGAUUCCUGUUCAAGCUUCUCUACUGUUGAUGAAGAAGAAGAGGAGGAAGUGGAUAACAUCUGCAAACCCCCUCCUGAUGACCACUCGCCUAUCUUCUCUUGUCUGCCUGAUUCCUUGGACUGCUUGGCAGAUGCCAGUGAAUCCUGCUUCAUCCAAUUAGACUCAUGCCCCCUGGAAGAAAGCUGGUUCAUCACUCCCCCUCCAUGUUUUACGGCAGGUGGUUUAACCACUCUCAAAGUAGAAACCAGCCCACUGGAAAAUCUGCUCAUUGAACAUCCCAGCAUGUCUGUAUAUGCAAUCCAUAAUAACUGUCAUAACCUCAACAAGAACAAUUGUGAUGAAAAAGAAGAACAGGAGGAGGAAGAGGAGGAGGGGGAGGAGGAAGUGGAAUCCCGUGAUGAAAGCAAUCAUAGAUCUGAAGCCCAAAGCAAAAUGGGCCAACACGUCCAAUGCUACAUUGCUGCACUUGCUGCUCAUUCAACCAAGAGUUUUUGUCCUUCCCAGUGGAUAAAAGAGUUCAGUGAAAGACAGUCCUUGAAGAGAAACUGCCUCCGUCGCCAAAAUCUAACCAGAGAUCCCUACACACGGCAACUCAAGAACAGUGGAUUUUUUGUUCACCAGCCUUGCCAGCGUCAGUAUAAUUACUGAGAGUGUUUUGCAUUUUUCUCCCCAGAAAUAAUAUUGGCUAACUAUUGUGAGACAAUGAAGGUGAGAACUGUCUUAGGAUGCUCAUGAAUUGUUUUUACACAAUCACUGAGUGUUACAAUUCAGUUGAAAACCACUUUGAUUUCAGCGUCACAAAAUGCCUUUUCAAUGUUUGGUUUGUAGCUGGUAAACAUAUAUGCAGUAUGUGUAGUAAUGUUUGUGUGAUUGUGCCUCUUUGCCUCCCUUUGUGAGACUUUAUAAAUUUUAUUAGGUAUGGAUGGGUUUGUUUGUUUUUUAUAUUAGUAUUUUACAGCCAAGAUAUAAGGCAUCUUUCAGCCAUCUUGUAGUUACAGAAUUUCUCAGGGUCACCCAUACACUUGCAAUGAUCUGUGUAUACUGUAGAUUGUCUUUUAAAAUAUUAACAUAACCAUCAAAAUACAGUUGCCUGAAUGGCAUUAUAUUCCUAAUAUGGAAUUUAUUUUCUAUGUAGCAGUAGAGGGAAGGUGAAGAGGAAAAAUGUGUAACCUGAUAUCUUUCUACAUAGCUUUCAAAAUCUCUGGUUUAAUAUGGUUUACUAGUUUCUUGUGCAAAGAAGGUAUUUUCUGGAAUGUAACAGACCUACAAGUGAAGAUCAGUGUGAACUGAUCUUUGAGUAUGUGUUUUGAGUAUAUGUUCUAGUCAUCCUAUUCUUAAAUGAUGGGGAUGGUAGUUCAAUAUAUCUAGCAUCCAGUUUGGGAAAGACUACUUUGAAGAACAAUAGUAAACUUUUCAUAAAAGCAGUGAUAAGCCAUAUUGAUCCUUUGGGGGAAAAUCCAAAAUCUUAUUACGUACUUGCUGAUAGUUAAAGACCAUUGAAAUUUAACCAAACAUUUUCUAGAAUUCUCAAUCAGGUAAGAAGCUACAAAAGUGAAAUAGGGAGGAUGUAAGAAAGUUCCAAAAUUAGGCCAGAUGUCUCAAGUUUGAGACUUCAAGUUUAAAGUCAGCCCCAAGAUGGCUAUAGACUGAGUAUAGAUUCAGUGUUGUAUUUUAUUGGUUUCAGGUUACACCUGAUCUCCACAGACAAAGGAGAUGUUAUGAAAACACAAAGAUUAUUAGUGUGGCAAAGAGCAGAUAAAAUGAAACAUUCCUUAUUGUCAACAAAGCUAAUGAAUAAUUUUUCUUGGUGCAUUGGUCUAAAGUCAAUUACGCAAAACAAUCUAAUGUUACUUAGACUAUUUUAUAACACAACAUUUAAUCAAAGGUUCUGGAAACCUGUUGAGGUUAAUAGAGCUGAAAUGCAUAAGUCUUCUGCCCUGGUUCGUUUGAAUGAUUGCCCGUAUGAGUGUUACAUUUUUUAAAAUCCUGUUUUAUUUAACUAUGAGGUGUAGAAUGUUUUUUCUUCAGGUUUUAUUAAUUGUGGUUAGGCCAAAAGCUGCACCUCCAAUUUUGAACUGAUUUAUAAGCAUGAUCUGCCACAUUUCAGUCCAUUAGAUUCAAUCUACAUCAGAUUCAUGAAAAUUGUAUUUUUUUUAAAGAACUGCAAUUCACCACUGCCUUCUCAAAAUUCAGUACGGGAAUAUAGUUUAUAAAAGGAAUGAAUAAUUGCUGAAGUAGAAAUCUGAAAUUUCUCUGUUGUUUCUUAGGCAACCUAAAUUUGUCACUGUGUAACUGUAUAUUCCUCACUUAAGCUUAACUAACUUUUCCUUGUUAUUCUAAAAAAAAAAAGAUUCAUGCUUUUAUACAGACAAUAUUUGUCAAAUACCCCAAAAGAAAAGUCCAAAGAAUUACAAGCAAUUUAAAACCACAGAUGGCAAAGUCCAGUAGCUUUUUGUUUGUUUUCUGGUUGUCCCCAUGUUUUUUUGAAUUUGCCAUUUGGCUUCCAGGAUUCAGGAGAUAUGUUUCUUUAUUAAAUUUCUGUGAUCUGAAUCUUGAAUCCUGUCCCUCAGUUUCUAAAAACUGCAAAGGCAUUCCUUGUUUUAGUAGUCACUCAGGACCUCUUAUUUGUCAAAUUCACAGCACCAUCACUGUAUUUUUUUCUAAAACUCAGGAACCCGUUUCAUGUUUGGCUUGGAUUUUAAAUGGAUUAAGUGAAAUAACGUACUGUACCAGCAAGUAACUCUUAGCCAUCUUCAUCUUUUUUUCCCGAGAAAAUAUUGUAUUCUCAUUGUCUACUUUUAGGAAUUUUAAAAUAAAGGCCACAUUUAUUUCUGAAUUCCUGAUUUAGCAAGAAUUUGAAGUUAAGACUUCUAAUUGAGAGGUACAGUUGCUGCCUUUACUGGAUAACUUGCUAGUGAUGGGGAAAUAGAAAUACCUGCUUUUCAGUUUUUAAUAUUGGAAAUAAUGCUAUGGUGAAAGGAAUUUUUACACAUACAACUUUAAACCUGACUCUUUUCUUGUAUAUUUAUAUAGCUUGUUUUAUUAUGUGCCUGAAACUAUUAGAGUAUUAGAAUUUGCUGUUUUUCAAACAAUGUGUGUUUUGUGGUUAGAAUAUGACUUUUUAUAUAUCUGUAUCUUUUUUCCACAAAAAACAAGUGUAAUAACUUGUAAAAAUGAAGGCCUUGUGCUAUGUUGAGUGGUAUUUCAAUAACUUUGCUGGAACUGUUUUAUACAUAUUAUAAACAAAACUGUGCCUUUUUCAAUGACUUGUACACACCAGACUUGAAUUUGAAGAUACAAAAAAGAGGCUUUCUGUUUGGAUAAAUACUGUAUAUCAGCCUAUGCGUUCUCAAUGGCAGCUUGUUUGUGGAGCCAUUUUCCUUGUAUCUGUGGCAGAACUUUUGGUAAGCAAGAUUUGGCCAUCCUGUUGAUACCAUAUACAGGUUACAGUACUUAACAUUUCAAAAUGAUCAGAGCCUGAACAGUUACUACACCCCGUUCUUAUCCUGGAAUGAGAAGGGAAUAUGCCUUGUUAGUUAUGAAAUCCCAUUGUCUAAUGACAGUUGGUUUUGAUAUAGUACCGUUUCCUUAAUUGAUUCGCCUACAGCAGGGAGCAAUGGAGCACCUUCAGAAGCAAUGAGUUAGACUUCAGAUUCAUAGUUUCUUUGGCCCUUGAUCAUGUUGGCUGGAGCUGAGGACUGUUGGAGUUCGAGCUGACCCAUAAGGAGGUCAUAAUGUUGCUUGUCUUUCUGCUCCAUCAUAAUCUGCAGUUCUGAUCUCCACCAAUGACAUGUCAUUUGAUAAAAACUGUUUGACUACUGUGGGUGAGCAAGGAAGGUCAUUUUUCUCAUGCCAUUCUAAUGCUUAAACUUUUUGAUUUUCCAGUCAUUUAAAACUUAAACAUUUUGCUUCUGCUUAUUUAUUCAUUUACCAAACACACUUUAUUGCCUUUAUAUUGGUGAUAAGCGCAAAAUGCUGCAAAACAGGCCCUUGUUAAAACAGGACAUCAGACCUGUCACUCUUCAGAUGGAUUAAAAGGCGGGGGGGGGGACUUUUAACAAGAUUUUAAAAACUGUUCAAACUCAACCAGUUACUCAAGUUUGAUGGAUUUCUAGCCUGUUAAUUUUCAGUUUCUUUGUAUAGUCUAUUUCUUCCCAUUCUUGUAUCUCCAUGUGAGCAAUUAACUCUGGUCCAGAAUAGGAAUCUAAUACAGGAUAAUUGAAAAUGAAUGACAAAAAGAAAAUUGAUUUCAUCUAAUUGUUUUUCCACUCUUUUCGUUUUGAAAAUGCAUGGGACUCAUUUUUCAUUCAUUUUUACAAUGAUCUAUUCCCAUGAAGAAGACAAGUUUUGCAAAGUAACUGUAUAUUUUAAUGUGUAUGCACAAAAAGGUAAUAUUCCCAUAUUUCGAAAACCAGAGUGGUUAGUAGAAGUUUUCCACUGUCCCAAUUUAUUAGACUCAGAACACAUAGCAGGCACUUUAUGGUUAUGUCUACAUACAGUACUGUGCUAGGCUAGGAGUAAGCAGUUUCUGGUCACAUGUCUAUCAUGCUUCGUUUGGAGUCUCUUUUAAGACUAGCUGCCGAAAUUUGGUGGCUAGGUUUUUUGCUGAACAAUACAAUGGAAUCAAAGCAUUUACCUCCCAGUGGCUGCACACUUCCUUAAAUGCAUCCAAACCACUAAAUCCUACCAACAAAUGGUUCAACAACUUUUGGCCAUGUCCUAUCAUGUGAUGUUACAUUAACAGAACUUCUCCUAUUCUUUCAGGAUGAUGUCUUAAGAUUGCUGCCUAAAGAAAAGUUGGAUACCAGUGUGUUUGUCAAUACUACAGUUUAGUUUGGCUUAUCCUAUGAAACAAAUCCAUUGAGCAGUUUAACAUGUAUGAAUCGCUCAAUCUCACCUGGGGAAAUUGGUGUCUUUUGAGUUUUCUUUGUAGGCUGUUUUUUUAAAUUGAUAUAUUAAUGGUAAAAUAUUGGCACUGUAUUUCAACACAUUAUCAAUGUAAAUUGUUGCAUUUUAUUACACUCAAAGAAUAGCCAGACCAGGAAUUUUGUAAUGAAGGCCUUUCAGAUCAGUUUCUCUCCCAUCUAUUCCUUGUGUAUGUUAUAUUUUGGGCAACAGCAUCAUUGUCAUUUGGUCAUGGUUUGAAUUCCUUUGGGCCACAGUGCAGGUCUAUACUGCACUGCAAUUUCUUCUGUGAAUUCAUCACAUUAACACUUUGCCAGUUGUGAUAGAGGCACAGAUAUUUUCACAUCUAAUUUUCUGUCCUGCUUUAAUAGGUAGCAAUCUAACAGGUCAAAUAAAGGGAUUUAAGGGUCUCCAGAAAAAAAAGGGAAAUUAAUUAUAGUAACCCAUCUAUAUAACUUAAGUAUUUUGUUUCAUAAUGUGCUCUGGAGAAACAGUCAAUAAAAAGGCCAAUUGAUAAAAAGA
Crotalus tigris (Tiger rattlesnake) is the source of this 6164-nucleotide messenger RNA. RefSeq names its product tumor protein p53 inducible nuclear protein 1 (gene TP53INP1). NCBI's taxonomy places the organism in Eukaryota, Metazoa, Chordata, Lepidosauria, Squamata, Viperidae. The coding region runs from base 627 to 1385 and encodes 252 amino acids. Gene Ontology annotation, biological process: autophagosome assembly; positive regulation of DNA-templated transcription. The record is from RefSeq and is a predicted model, not a curated record. The transcript has 5 exons. Gene Ontology annotation, cellular component: nucleus; autophagosome.